This is a messenger RNA of Astyanax mexicanus (Mexican tetra), 3306 nucleotides long. RefSeq names its product COPI coat complex subunit beta 1 (gene copb1). The transcript has 22 exons. NCBI's taxonomy places the organism in Eukaryota, Metazoa, Chordata, Actinopteri, Characiformes, Acestrorhamphidae. The coding region runs from base 178 to 3039 and encodes 953 amino acids. Gene Ontology annotation, molecular function: structural molecule activity. Gene Ontology annotation, cellular component: COPI vesicle coat; cytoplasm. The record is from RefSeq and is a predicted model, not a curated record. Gene Ontology annotation, biological process: intra-Golgi vesicle-mediated transport; intracellular protein transport; endoplasmic reticulum to Golgi vesicle-mediated transport.
UGUUGAUGUGGCCGGGUCUCUGAAGCUCCACGUCACUCGGAUCCUGAGCUGAAUCAGAGCCGGAGAGGAGAGCGCAGACCCGGGCAGGAGAGGAGCGCCGACCCGCUGAACAGGAAAAAACGUAGCCCCAGUCAUUGCCUGGUGUCUCCGGAAGGGGGAUAGGAUCUGUCUGGCACCAUGACAGCAGCGGAGAAUGUGUGUUAUACCCUCAUCAAUGUAACCAACGACUCAGAACCCCCCUCAGAAGUCAGCCUUAAAGCUGAUUUAGAAAAGGGGGAGAUAAAAGCCAAAACAGAGGCUUUGAAGAAGGUCAUCAUCAUGAUCCUGAAUGGUGAGAAGCUGCCAGGCCUCUUAAUGACCAUCAUCAGAUUUGUGCUCCCUCUGCAAGACCACACCAUUAAAAAGCUUCUACUGGUCUUCUGGGAGAUUGUGCCCAAAACCACACCUGAUGGGAAACUGCUGCAGGAGAUGAUUCUGGUCUGUGAUGCCUACAGGAAGGACCUGCAGCAUCCCAACGAGUUCAUCCGUGGCUCCACCCUGCGCUUCCUGUGUAAGCUGAAGGAGUCUGAGCUGCUGGAGCCGCUGAUGCCGGCCAUCCGUGCCUGUCUGGAACAUCGCCACAGCUACGUCCGCCGCAACGCCGUCCUCGCCAUCUACACCAUCUACAGGAACUUCGAGAAUUUGAUCCCAGACGCCCCAGAGUUGAUUCAUGAUUUUCUGGUAAAUGAAAAAGAUGCAAGCUGCAAGAGAAACGCGUUUAUGAUGCUGAUCCACGCUGACCAGGACAGAGCCCUGGAUUACCUCAGCACCUGCAUCGAUCAGGUCCACACUUUCGGAGACAUUCUGCAGCUUGUUAUUGUGGAGCUAAUCUAUAAGGUGUGCCAUGCAAACCCGUCUGAGAGAGCACGCUUCAUCCGGUGCAUCUACAACCUGCUGCAGUCCUCCAGCCCAGCGGUGAAGUACGAGGCUGCAGGAACCCUGGUUACCCUUUCCAGUGCUCCCACUGCCAUCAAGGCUGCAGCUCAGUGCUACAUUGAUCUGAUUAUUAAAGAGAGCGAUAACAACGUAAAGCUGAUAGUUCUGGACCGGCUGAUCGAGCUGAAGGAACACCCCACCCACGAGCGCGUUCUGCAGGAUCUGGUGAUGGAUAUCCUGAGAGUUCUGACCACCCCGGAUCUGGAGGUCCGUAAGAAGACGCUGCAGCUGGCUCUGGACCUGGUAUCGUCCCGUAACGUGGAGGAGUUGGUGAUCGUGCUGAAGAAGGAAGUGAUCAAGACCAAUAACGUGACGGAGCACGAGGACACGGAUAAAUACAGACAGCUGCUGGUUCGCACUCUGCACUCCUGCAGCGUUCGAUUCCCCGACAUGGCUGCUAAUGUCAUUCCUGUGCUGAUGGAGUUCCUGAGCGAUACGAAUGAAGCAGCAGCAGCUGAUGUGUUGGAGUUUGUGCGGGAGGCCAUCCAGAGAUUUGACAACCUCAGGCCACUCAUUAUCGAGAAGAUGCUGGAGGUCUUCCACGCCAUCAAGACCGUGAAAAUUUACAGAGGAGCUCUGUGGAUUCUGGGAGAAUACUGCAGCACCAAAGACGACAUUCAGAGCGUGAUGACGGAAGUGCGCCGGUCGCUCGGAGAGAUUCCCAUAGUGGAGAACGAGAUAAAGAAGGAGGCCGGAGAGGUGAAGCCUGAGGAGGAGGUCAGUGCAGCACCAGCCCAGAAACUGGUCACAGAGAUGGGUACCUACGUCACUCAGAGCGCCCUCAGCUCCUCCAGACCCUCCAAGAAAGAGGAGGACAGGCCUCCACUGAGGGGCUUCCUCAUGGACGGAGAUUUCUACGUUGCUGCAUCUCUGGCAACCACACUCACUAAAGUAGCCCUGCGCUACGUAGCUAUCGUUCAGGAUAAAAGGAAGCAAAACUCGUUUGUGGCAGAGGCUAUGCUGAUCAUGGCCACCGUGCUCCAUUUGGGAAAGUCCUCUCUGCCGAAGAAGCCGAUCACAGACGACGACGUGGACCGCAUCUCGCUGUGUCUGAAGGUGCUGUCCGAGUGUUCGCCUCUGAUGAACGACAUCUUCAACAAGGAGUGCCGCCGGUCCCUGUCCCACAUGCUCGCCGUACGCCUGGAGGAGGAGAAGCUCUCUCAGAAGAAAGAGUCGGAGAAGCGUAACGUGACGGUGCAGGCGGACGACCCCAUCUCCUUCAUGCAGCUGACGGCUAAGAACGAGAUGACCUCUAAAGAGGACCAGUUCCAGCUCAGCCUGCUGGCAGCCAUGGGGAACACGCAGAGGAAGGAGGCAGCCGACCCGCUCGCCUCCAAACUCAACAAGGUGACGCAGCUGACGGGUUUCUCAGACCCGGUCUACGCCGAGGCCUACGUCCACGUCAACCAGUACGACAUUGUCCUGGAUGUGCUGGUAGUCAAUCAAACCAGUGACACUCUACAGAACUGCACUUUGGAACUGGCCACACUGGGUGAUCUUAAACUGGUGGAGAAGCCGUCUCCUCUCACUCUGGCUCCACACGACUUCGCCAACAUCAAAGCCAACGUCAAAGUGGCCUCUACAGAGAACGGCAUCAUAUUUGGGAAUAUCGUGUAUGACGUGUCGGGAGCAGCCAGCGACAGGAACUGCGUGGUCCUCAGUGAUAUUCACAUCGACAUCAUGGACUACAUUCAGCCCGCCUCCUGCACAGACGCCGAGUUCAGACAGAUGUGGGCGGAGUUCGAGUGGGAAAACAAGGUUACAGUUAACACCAACAUCUCAGACCUGAACGAGUAUCUUCUGCACAUCCUCGGCUCCACCAACAUGAAGUGCUUAACUCCUGAGAAGGCUCUCUCUGGGAUCUGUGGUUUCAUGGCUGCUAAUCUGUACGCUCGCUCUAUCUUCGGGGAGGACGCCCUGGCAAACGUCAGCAUUGAGAAACCCAUCCACCUGGGUCCAGACGCUCCAGUCAACGGCCACAUCCGCAUCCGGGCAAAGAGCCAGGGUAUGGCGUUGAGUUUGGGUGACAAGAUCAACCUCUCCCAGAAGAAAACCAUCUCCUAAAGCUUUAGGCUGACCUGGGCUCUGCACCUGAGUGAGGAUUCACCUGGAAGCUCUGUGUGUGGUUCUCUUUAUCUCCUGUGUCCUCUGUCUCUUGUCUCCUGUCUGUCCUGUCUCCACUGAGUCGCCCGUUUUACUGGGUAAUCCUGUGAAAUAUGCGUGAGAGGAUUAUUCAGCGUUUCUACAACACGGCUCUUCUUAAACACUCUGAGAGGAUCGUCUCCUCGUUAAUCUGUAUUCUGUUUCAAUAAACCUUUACUCCACAUCACA